CGACCUGAGGGAAUACAGUGAACUCAAGUCGCUCAUAGGAAUCUCCGAGAUGCCAAAGUUACAGUCUACUCAACGGCUCAAUUUAUUGACUCACUGGAAGGCAUUCCGAAGGAGCUCCCCUUGGUUACAUGGGUCAACAUGGACUCAUUCGACUGACCUCGCUCACUGGACUGCCAAAUGUGCCAAUGUUGCUCGAACUCGACAUUUCAACCGGCAUUGAAACCUUCGUCAAUAUCCCCGAGGAGUUCCCAUCUCUCACCAAGCUCACGAUCUCCUCGCACAAACCCCACAACAUCUUGAGCCAACUCCCAAGGAUGCCAAAACUCAAUCAUCUCGUCCUCUCAGCUCAAUUUGUGAGCCUGGCCGAUCUGCAUGUGAAUAGAAACUCCCUCAAAGUCCUCGAUUUGCAAGCUUGCUGCGAAUUGAUGUCGCUGGACGACAUUCCCUCGUAUCCCAAGCUCGAGGCUCUUUACGUCCCUCGAUCGAUACGGAGAAUCAGCGGACUCGUCGACAAGCUUCCCUCUCUCAAGACACUGCACUUGGACUCAAGUAUGAGGCCAUCACGUUGCUCUUUCUCGGAUGGCAAGUAUGGCCGAUAUGCUGACUAUUUCAGACUUCGAAAGAUUAUUUCCGGGCUUCCGAAGGGAUGUCGUGUUGUGUUCAACAAUUCGUUCGAGUACACCCUUGGCCGAUUCUCAAGGUCGCUCGGCAUGGAGUUGCCCAAUGUCAUGUGUUAAUUCUCCAGGUUUUACUCUCUAUAUUUUCCAUUCCAUUCCACUGCGUUUCGGUUUGUUUUUCUUCCAAUCCAGCUUAUAUCUCCCACUUCCGACAUCUCACUUCAUCCGA
This is a messenger RNA of Polychytrium aggregatum, 846 nucleotides long. RefSeq lists its product as uncharacterized. The transcript has a single exon. The record is from RefSeq and is a predicted model, not a curated record. Bases 129 to 737 code for a protein of 202 amino acids. Lineage: Eukaryota; Fungi; Chytridiomycota; Chytridiomycetes; Polychytriales.